Fusarium subglutinans is the source of this 1566-nucleotide messenger RNA. RefSeq lists its product as uncharacterized. The record is from RefSeq and is a predicted model, not a curated record. The coding region runs from base 1 to 1566 and encodes 521 amino acids. Lineage: Eukaryota; Fungi; Ascomycota; Sordariomycetes; Hypocreales; Nectriaceae. The transcript has a single exon.
AUGUUGGGUCCUACUCCAGCCCGUACUCCCCUCUCUUUCACUUUUGAGGACAGCGAUUCUGGGUUUAAUGCUGAGAUGGCAAUGCCUGAUUACGAGCCCAUGUCUCCUGUUGUCGCCAACCUUGAGAAGAUGGUUGCCAAUCGCAAGACCGUUCCUAGUGAGAGCGGCACCACUACCGAGACUAUCAGCUCUUUUGGACGUGGCAUCUCCAACAAGCGUAGCAUCUCAAGCAUGGACAGCACUCCCCCCGAGUCGCCCAUUGAGGCUUUCCUCUCCCGGCCCGAGACUCCCAACUACCCUUACAGGAACUGGAACUCUACCGCUGCGUUUACCAUGCGUAACGGCCAGGUCUACAGCUUUGGUCAGCUCCAGGUGAUGUCUCUCCAAGUUGCUGAAGCCAGACGCAACGGAGAAUUUCCUCCUACCAACGAGUCUACUCUCGAUGCCAACGCUGUUGCCGAAGACUACGAUUCGCUCAUCUACCUUCGGCGCCUUCGUGGUAACCAACUUGCUCCUGCUCCUCAAUCAUACAUCCACUUCCGCGAGCAGGUUGCACUCGGCAUCCAGGUCCGCCAGGCAUCUCUCAAGCGCGAGACUGAUCAAGAAGUCGCUCGUCGAGUUGACCACUACCUCCAAGCUGUGGAAGCUGAGCAGCGAUACUACAGCGCUAGUAACACCAUAAUCCAGCGUCGUGAGGUCACCAACCCUACCCAACAAGACUUCAUCGACCCCCACGAUGACAUGUGCUCUAUGGUCGAGCAUACUAUAGAGCAGGGCAUCUCCGAUGCCACUGGACCCCUCCGCAUGAACGUUUCUAAUCUCAAGAAACAAGGCGAAGUCUUCCAAGAGCAGACAGCCCUUAUGCAGCAGCAGAACGACAUGUUCCAGCGACAGACCGACGGGCUUGUCCAACAGCAAAGCGGCCUCCUUCGACAGCAGAAUAACAUGUUCCAGCGACAAGCCGAGCAACAAAACAGUCUUGUUCAACAGCAGAACAGUCUCCUGCGACAGCAAACCGACGUCUUCCAGCGCCAGACCGAGGAGCAAACCAAACUCUUCCAGCUACAUGCGGACCAGCAGAAUGACCUCUUCCUGCAGCAGCACAGCAUGUUUCUGAAUCACAAGGCUAGCCUUCGGGAACACAGCCGUUUCUUCAAGAAGCAGACCGACACUCUCGAGCAGCAAAACAGAGCCAUGAAUGCUUCCGUCACUCACUUGAGUAACCUUAUCGAGCCCCAGAUCUAUAAUAACCAGGCUACCGUCCAGACCCUCGCGUCUGCAAAUCAGCUUUUCGCCGACUUGUCGCAACAGCUCCCCGAGACCAUCCGAUGCGCCGUUGAGGAAGCUUCCCAGAAACAAGCUCGCGAGCUCAUUGAGCAAGCUCUUCAUAUCCAGCAGAUGGCUAUCGCCAACCCACAGCCGGAUGCCAAAACCAUCAGCGCCCAGGUCGAAGAGGCUGAGGAAAAGAAGGCCGUCGCUGUUGGUUCCGAUAAGGCUGAACGAAGUGAGCGAUCAUCUCUCUACCGUAUGGUGCGCAAGUUCAAGCGCCAGCGCAUCUCUUCGUGA